Talaromyces amestolkiae is the source of this 738-nucleotide messenger RNA. RefSeq lists its product as uncharacterized. Gene Ontology annotation, cellular component: ESCRT-0 complex. The record is from RefSeq and is a predicted model, not a curated record. The coding region runs from base 1 to 738 and encodes 245 amino acids. Gene Ontology annotation, molecular function: protein binding. The transcript is spliced from 4 exons. Gene Ontology annotation, biological process: protein transport to vacuole involved in ubiquitin-dependent protein catabolic process via the multivesicular body sorting pathway. Lineage: Eukaryota; Fungi; Ascomycota; Eurotiomycetes; Eurotiales; Trichocomaceae.
AUGGCGUCGCAGGGCGAAUUCUCCGCGGCCAUGACCAAUCGGUCGCUACGCACCAUCCGAACUGAGCUGGAAUUCCUCACAGAUGCCUCUGUUAUCACACCGCAACAAUUGGCGAACUUCCUAUCCCAACUACCAAACCAGACACAACUACACGCACCCGUCAUGUCGGCAGCAGGCCCCAUACCCGCCCCAGUACAAUCUCCAGUGCAGUCCCCAGAGCCUACUCCAGCAUUCAUCCCUCCUACCGCCCAGCUUCAAAAUACGACUUUGAAUGAGAAAGCGCCGACACAGUAUCCCAGUCCGGCCCCACCGCCGCCUGCCUAUGCUCAGACACCACCAGUCUUGUCAAUUUCAUCGGCCAUGUACGCCUACACACCGACCGAUGCUGGCGAUCUUGCCCUUCAGCCGAAUGAUCGUAUUCAGGUCCUGGAGCACAUGAACAACGAUUGGUGGCGUGGUCGAAAUGAGCGAACAAACCAGGAAGGAAUAUUUCCUCGAAGCUAUGUCCGAGUUCUGGAUGAAAAGCCCGCUCCUCCGGUCCUGUCUCCUCAGCCGACCAGCUACGGAAAUAUGCCUUUGGAAGUCGCUCAAACCGGAUCCUCUGCGACUGACGCCGCCGGCCGUCGACCCAGCAAAUUUGAGGAGCAAGGCAAGAAGUUUGGAAGGAAGAUGGGCAAUGCUGCAAUUUUCGGUGCUGGUGCCACGAUCGGUUCCAACAUUGUCAACGGCAUCUUUUAA